CCAGGUAGGCCUUCCAGGGGAGAAAGUUGGAGCAGCGACCUAAAGAGGCACUGGCGUGAUCCAGAACCAAAUCAUCCCGCGGUGCGGUGCAGAGACUCCAUGAGGCCCUGUACAUGGGCUGUGUGGAGGUCCUGCAAUCCAUGCGUGCCCUGGACUUCAACACCCGGACUCAGGUCACCAGGGAGGCCAUCAGCCUGGUGUGUGAGGCUGUGCCAGGUGCUAAGGGGGCUGCGAGAAGGAGAAAGCCCUGUAGCCGCCCACUCAGUUCCAUUCUGGGGAGGAGUAACCUGAAAUUUGCUGGGAUGCCAAUCACUCUCACUGUCUCCACCAGCAGCCUCAACCUCAUGGCCGCAGAUUGCAAACAGAUCAUCGCCAACCAUCACAUGCAAUCUAUCUCAUUUGUGUCUGGUGGGGACCCGGACACAGCUGAGUAUGUCGCCUAUGUUGCCAAAGACCCGGUGAAUCAGAGAGCCUGCCACAUCCUGGAGUGUCCCGAAGGGCUUGCUCAGGACGUCAUCAGCACCAUUGGCCAGGCCUUCCAGUUACGAUUCAAACAAUACCUCAGGAACCCACCCAAGCUGGUCACCCCCCAUGACAGGAUGGCUGGCUUUGAUGGCUCAGCUUGGGAUGAGGAGGAGGAAGAGCCACCUGAUCAAUACUAUAAUGACUUCCCGGGGAAGGAACCCCCUCUUGGGGUGGUGGUGGACAUGAGGCUUCGGGAAGGAGCCCCCCAGGGGCCUGCUUGACCCACUCUGCCCAGUGCCCAUAACCCCAGCCACCUGGGAGCUACGCUGCCUGUGGGGCAGCCUGCAGGGGGAGACCCAGAAGUCCACAAGCAGAUGCCACCUCUGCCACCCUGCCCAGCAGGCAGAGAGCUCUUUGAUGACCCCUCCUAUGUCAACAUCCAGAACCUGGACAAGGCCCGGCAAGCAGGGGGCGGGGCUGGGCCCCCCAAUCUUGCUGUCAAUGGCAGUGCGCCCCGAGACCUCUUUGACAUGAAGCCUUUUGAAGAUGCCCUUCGGGUGCCUCCACCUCCCCAGUCAGUGGCCAUGGCUGAGCAGCUCCGAGGGGAGCCGUGGUUCCAUGGAAAGCUGAACCGGCGGGAGGCUGAGGCCCUGCUGCAGCUCAACGGGGACUUCCUGGUGCGGGAAAGCACGACCACGCCUGGCCAGUACUUGCUCACUGGCCUGCAGAGCGGGCAGCCCAAGCACCUGCUGCUGGUGGACCCUGAGGGUGUGGUUCGGACAAAGGAUCACCGCUUUGAGAGCGUCAGUCACCUCAUCAGUUACCACAUGGACAAUCACUUGCCCAUCAUCUCUGCGGGCAGCGAACCGUGUCUACAGCAACCAGUGGAACGGAAAUUGUGAUCCGUCCCAGGUGCUUGCCGGAAAACUCCCUUCAACCCGUCCACUAUCCUCUGACUUAAGGACCUCACUUUGGAGUGUUCUGUGAGCUUGGCCUUGUGUAGGAGCUGGGGGUAGUGUGGACACUGGGUUUAGCAUCCAGCUCAGGGAGAGGGUUUGAGUCAGGAGCCUGGGGUAGAAUCCUACUUCUCCCCAAACCUCACCAAAGUAUUAACCUAGAGUGGUCCCUUCCCAGGGCCUUUCCUGUGCCAACCUGAUAUCCACUUCCUCAGGAAGGUGGGUGCUCAAGGCCUGGGCCGUGUGCCUCGUAAUGGAAAAUGUCCUGUGAUGACAGGCAGUCACCCUUCCAGGAAACGAACAACAAAUCACACCUCUGGUCUACCCCUGGGCUCAGGGUACUCCAGCCCCUCUCAAC
This is a messenger RNA of Myotis myotis, 1779 nucleotides long. RefSeq names its product SHC-transforming protein 1-like. NCBI's taxonomy places the organism in Eukaryota, Metazoa, Chordata, Mammalia, Chiroptera, Vespertilionidae. Gene Ontology annotation, biological process: cell surface receptor protein tyrosine kinase signaling pathway; intracellular signal transduction. Gene Ontology annotation, cellular component: plasma membrane. The record is from RefSeq and is a predicted model, not a curated record. Gene Ontology annotation, molecular function: receptor tyrosine kinase binding. The transcript has a single exon.